AGGCUUCAUUCCGGAUGCGCUUCGCCGGGCACCUGAAGAUCAGUCCUGCAGCCGUCUAUCCAGCACCGGGAACCGGCUCUUAGGCUGUGCCGCCCACAGACGGACGCGUCCAGAAGCCCAGGCUGCCGAGAUGGACCCUGUGACCUUCACUGAUGUAGCUGUGAAUUUCACUGAGGAGGAAUGGGCUCUGCUGGACUCUACGCAGAGAAAUCUCUACAGAGACGUGAUGUUGGAGAACUGCCGGAACCUGGCCUCUGUGGAUUUGAUGAGUCAGCAUAAAACCCAAAACUCAACCCCACAGCAGGACAUUCUUGCUAAAAAGACACUUGAUGAAGCAAAUAGAGUGUGUGCUGUGAACAACAGUUCCCAGUUCUCCCUGUUGGGAAAAGACUGGAAAUGCCACGAAACAGAUGAGCCACCCAAGCAAAGGGAGCAAAAGUUCAAGCAAGUUGCUGCUGUGCACAAGAAGGGUGAGUCUCCAGUUAAUAUCUGUGGAUAUCAUGAAAUGAGAGACAACUUUAUACCUAGCUCAAAUCUUGGGCCUUCAUGGAGAGAUUCCACAAGAAAUUGUAUCCAAACAUGUGCCUCAAAUAUUGUGAAACAAAAUCCUGUCCUAACCAGUAAUCCAAAGAUGUAUAGAAACAACAAAUAUGAUAGAGUCUUGUGGCCAAGCAUUGAGCUGACCCCGCUUGUAGGAUAUCGGACAGAGUCAGAGUCACACACAUGGACUGACAAUCAGAACAAUGUGCUUCACAUACGUAAAAAUAUCUGCAUGGGGGUGGACGUUCAUGAAUGGGAUCCAUUUGGAAAAGCCUUUGGUGAAGACAUUUCCCUUAGGACAUACAGGACUCAUGCUGAAGAGAAAACUUAUGAGUCUAAUCCAUGUGAAAUCACCUUCCAAAAUAGCUCGAUCCAUGAUGUGCAGAGGCAAUCCUGUACAACAGAGGCAAAUCAUGAGAAUAAUCAAGGUGAUAAAACCUUUGCCCACAUUGCAAAUUCUGACUCAAACAGGAAGACUAAAACUAGAAGGGGGAAAUAUAAAUGUCAAGACUGUAGGAAAACUUAUGUAUAUCAGUCAUUCCUUAUGAAACACAUGAAAAUUCACACUGGAGAGAAACCCUACGAAUGCAAGACCUGUGGGAAAGCCUUUAGAUAUUCCCUACACCUUAACAAACAUUUAAAAAAGCACAAUAUGAAGAAGCCCUAUAAAUGUGGAGCAUGUGGGAAAGACUUCAGUAAGUCCUCAAAACUUAAUGAACAUAGAAGAGUUCACAGUACAGAGAAACCCUAUAAAUGUGAGGAAUGUGGGAAAGCCUUCACCAAUUCUUCCAGAUUUAAAAACCAUCUGAAGACUCACAGUUGAGGGAUGCCUGACUGGCUCAGUCAGAAGAGCAUGUGACUCUUGAUCUCAGGGUUGUGAGUCCAAGCCCCAUAUUGGGUGUAGAGAUUGCUUAAAUAAGUAAAUAAAUAAAACUUAAAAAUAAAUAAAUAAAUAAAAAUUCACAAUUGAGAGAGUUCAUGUGAAUGAAAGGAAUGUGGGAAAAGCUUCAUUAAUUUUCUCAAAAUACUGAACGCAUAAGAACAUAUUGGAAGGGGGGUGCCUGGGUGGCUCAGCGGUUGAGUGUCUGCCUUUGGCUCAGGGUAUGAUCCUGGAGUCCUGAGAUCAAGUUCUACAUCGGGCUCCCUGCAUGGCGUAUGCUUCGUUCUCUCUGCCUGUGUCUCUGCCUCUCUCUCUGUGUCUCUCAUGAAUAAAUAAAUAAAAUCUUAAAAAAAAAGAACAUAUUGAAAGGAAGCUCAACUUCCCUGAACGACAGAAAUGUGAGAAUUCAUGCAUUUACAUAUUCACA
This is a messenger RNA of Canis lupus familiaris (dog), 1847 nucleotides long. It is a transcript of the gene ZNF114, whose product is annotated as zinc finger protein 114. The coding region runs from base 131 to 1363 and encodes 410 amino acids. Gene Ontology annotation, biological process: negative regulation of transcription by RNA polymerase II. Gene Ontology annotation, molecular function: DNA-binding transcription repressor activity, RNA polymerase II-specific. The transcript has 4 exons. Lineage: Eukaryota; Metazoa; Chordata; Mammalia; Carnivora; Canidae. The record is from RefSeq and is a predicted model, not a curated record.